This is a messenger RNA of Microsporum canis CBS 113480, 2127 nucleotides long. RefSeq lists its product as hypothetical. The transcript has 2 exons. The record is from RefSeq and is a predicted model, not a curated record. NCBI's taxonomy places the organism in Eukaryota, Fungi, Ascomycota, Eurotiomycetes, Onygenales, Arthrodermataceae. Bases 1 to 2127 code for a protein of 708 amino acids.
AUGUCCAUGUCUUCUCCUUCUUCUCGAAGGUCUACUCCAAAGCGCCGUCCGCUCCAUGAACGAACAAACUCGCAGAACAAUGUCAUCCGUCCAGUUUCACCGGCCCGCCCAAUUUCUCCGACGCUUCGAUUGGUAUCAAACAGGUACGAUGAUUCGGACGACGAGGUCUUCAGCAACCCGGACGAUGUCGACAUAUACUCCGCCAACCCAUAUCCCACCAAGCCCGCCCAUGUGCUGUUGCCCCCGGGUUCCUCAGCCAGAGGCCGCAUAUCAAGGAACGGGAGCCCCUCGACAAUCACCGCUUCGGAUAGAUGGGGGUCUAGAUCCAGCGUUUCUCCAGAGCUAGAGUCUCCCAGUUCUAGCCAACAACAACCAUCCGGCAGCGCCUCGGACCUUUCCACUUUUAUGGGGAACACCUCAAGUACGAUAUGGGGGCAGGACCCAAAAUCGAGUAUCACCACGGUUGCUCGUUCGGAUACCCCACAUGCUUCAGAGAACGGUGACAGCGAUGAUCAGGAGAAAUCCUCCGACCGCAGCAGCGUGACAGCGCUUCCAAGGCCUGCUGCCACCAUCAAAUUGGUCAGCCAAAGAGACACGUCCCGUUCAAGCAGGUCUCCUCCUUCUGACGGCUCGCUCCUAAUUGGAUGUUCAAUUACCCGCGGUCACUCGUCCUCUUCCAAUGCAUCCUCGAACGUUGCCCGAAUUGGAUAUACCUCCAGCCCCAACUUGGUACCCCUGAACAGCUCGUCGCCUAAUUUGCUUCCCAUCAGCUCCUCCCCCAACGUCAUCAGGACUAGGGUUUCCGAUUCAUCCUUGUUCUCGGCAAAUUCCUUUGGCACAGCGAUCAGGUAUAUCCGCAACCGAAGAGAGCAAAACAGCGCUUCGGAAUCGGCCUCUGUAAAUCGAUUUGAUUCCAGGACACCAUCCAUACCAUCGAGUCCUCCGGUUCCGGUACUAAGGUCCUAUCAGUCAACGUCUACUCUCGACCUCAAUGCUCGGUCAAGUCAGGGGAACGUUUCUUCGCCGGGCAUACCAUCAGACGCUGAUAUCCAGGACGUCAUGGACAGAGUCCCUAUACAGUACCCGAUGUUACGUCCACCCUCAUCGUCCAGUUCGUUUGCAGAUACCUCGAUAGUCUCUAUCCCAGAGCCCCUGUCGCUAGUCCGACCUCCAACCAGACGCUGGAACCCGGAUUUGUCCUCCGUAUCGUCGGAACUGUCAAUUCCCAUGGAUGAACGGCAUAAUCUUCCCUCCCUCUCCCUUGAUGGUACCCCCGAUAGGUCUAGGCAGGUGACAGAAACAGAGCAAUCUUGGCUUUCCGCACGCCAGACAUCCGGUAUGCCAGAUUACUCAAUGAUGGAUGAAUCCGAAAUGGAUGAAGCCAGCGACCGCAUCACACAUCUUCAUGCGUUGCGCGUCCUAAAACAUAAGACAUCCGCCACCCUAAGCUAUCGCUCAUCCAUCUCGAGGCAUGGUUCUCUUAGCCGAUCAGGGUCGACCGCAAGCCAGUUUUUGACCACCAUCCCCCAAUGGGCGAAGCUAUACUACCAAGGCGGUAACCUUGCGUUCCUCUCAGCAGUCUCUCUUGUCGAGGUUAGCCGACCGAAUACCCCCCGAGAACUGCAGGCUGUGACGCAUGUUUCCUAUUCGGAGCCUCUGGAGCAAGUGUCGAAUCAAGCUGUUGUCCGCAUGGCACCUGGGACCCUCACCCGUCCACGAACACGACCUCGCCGUGAGAGCCAGCCUGCACAACGACAAAUCCAGCCAGAUGUCCAGCCAGAUGUCCAGCCAGAUGUCCAGCCAGAUGUCCAGCCAGAUGUCCAGCCACAACGGCAGCAGGAAUCGGUACCUGUCCCAGAACCAGAGAUACAGGCUCAAGGACAAGAGCAAGCCCAAUCGCAGCCUAAACCCAAGGCGGUCCGUCGGGACUCGCGCGACCCGAGGACGCACUGGGCCGGUAUCGUCGGUGAAGAUGAGAUUACACCUCAACCCCCUUCACGCGAAGCCACACCCAGAGGCGUCUGGUCACCACACUUGUACACCGAUAAGCGCUUUCGUUCGACCAACAGGAAGGUUUGGAGAGCUCCUCCAUAUGACGAGUCCGGAAUUUUGCCUUUUAUAUGCUGA